Molecule: messenger RNA, 1230 nt
Organism: Arachis stenosperma
Lineage: Eukaryota; Viridiplantae; Streptophyta; Magnoliopsida; Fabales; Fabaceae
Product: 50S ribosomal protein L3, chloroplastic-like
Exons: 2
Coding region: 1-807 (268 amino acids)
Biological process (GO): translation
Cellular component (GO): ribosome; chloroplast envelope
Molecular function (GO): structural constituent of ribosome
Source: RefSeq, a predicted model, not a curated record
AUGUCAAUAAUGUCGAUCUGUUCGGCGAUAUCAGGGUGUUACUGGCGGAGCCCAGAUUUGUUGAGCAAUCGGGAGUCGAAGUCGUUUCUGAAACUGAAAGCGGGGAGCAGCAGGAGGCCGAGAAGAGCGGUGGUGACGAUGAGCAUGGAGGCUGGAGUUGGAGUGAUGGGCACGAAGCUGGGCAUGAUGAGCUACUUCGAGGCCGACGGAGAGGUGGUGCCCGUGACGGUGGUGGGCUUCAAGGAAGGCAAUAUCGUGACGCAGGUGAAGACGGAAGCAACUGACGGAUACAGUGCAGUCCAGGUCGGAUACCAAAGGGUGAGGGACAGAAAAUUGACUAAACCCGAAAUGGGUCAUCUCCAGAAGGCUGGUGCCAUCUCCAUGCGCCAUCUUCAGGAGUUUCGCCUUCUCUCCGUCGACGCUUUUCAGCCCAACCAGCGUCUCGUCUUCGAUCAAAUCUUCCAGGAGGGCGAUCUUGUUGACGUCUCCGGCACCACCAUCGGCAAGGGUUUCCAAGGUGGAAUCAAGCGUCACAACUUCAAGAGGGGCCUAAUGACCCAUGGUUCUAAGAGUCACAGACAACUAGGAUCAAUUGGUGCUGGAACUACACCUGGCCGUGUAUACAAGGGAAAGAAGAUGCCUGGUAGGAUGGGAGGAACCAAGAGGAAGAUUAGAAAGCUUAAAAUUGUCAAAAUCGAUAAGGAUCUUAAUGUGGUUAUGAUCAAAGGUGCUGUCCCUGGUAAGCCAGGGAAUCUUCUGCGAAUAACUCCAGCCAAGAUUGUUGGGAAGAACAUUCCAAAAAAUUAAUGUGAGUCAUGGUUUUUUGUUUUUAUCGUUUUUCUUACAUUCCUGUUUAUUAUCUUCUUAGCGUUAUUCAAUCAAACUCCUCCAAACCUGUCAUUCAGCAUGUGGGAAGUGCAAAUGAACCUUAUCCUAAGGGUAGCGAAUGGUAUUGCUAUUUUGGCUAGAAGCAGUGCUCUCGGCAAUGAGAACUAUUCUGAAUUUCUGAGUUGUUCAACCUUGGAGUGAUUUACAAAUUACAAGUAUUCAUGUUAAGGCAUUAGCCUCGUGAGGCAGUGCAUCCAUGUUCAGGUUCCUCUACCUUUUAGGAUGCACAUCAAAGGGCCUAAAUAAUUUAGUUUAGAUCGUGAAAGAAGACAACAGGUAAAACCAAAUUAGAAAAGAAAAACUUGCAUUAAUGUUUGAUAGUAAUCAAGCCUGAGCCUCUAA